UCUGCACAAUGAAGAUCAUCAUAUUCUUGGUACUGGCCGGUCUCAGCCUCGCUCAGGAAGAUCUUAAUUGUCCAGAACCACCAAUUCCUAAAGAUAAAAAAGAGUGCACGCUCCAAGCUUUAAAGGGAUUUUCUAAUUUCUCAAAAUCAUUUAAAACAUUUAUUUGCGAAUACAAGGGAACGUUUGAUGCCAAUAAGGAAAAUCAUGCGAAAGCUGCCAGAGACUUGAUAAGGGCCAUGGCUUGUUCCGGUUGUGGUGCUGAUGAUUGGAUUAGUCAAAGUGGCACAACAUUUGAGGAGAUAUACAAAGAUACCGGAAGAUUCGGAACAGAAAUACUGACCAUCGUAAAUAAGAUUGCGGACGUACUAGGACUGACUGAAGCUUUGACGAAGUUAAUAUGCGAUCUCGCUGGAGACGCCUUGGCAUCAGAAUGUUUAGAAAAGAUCCUUAUGGAAGAUACUGAUAAGGCCCUUCAUGGCCUAAAUGACCUCUUCUGCAAGAACGACCUAAAUAAAUUAACUGCAGAACAGAUCAUAGAUCUCUUGGUUAAUUUUGGUUGCUUUGCAGAUGACGCUCUUCACACAAAGGAAACAUUGAAAACAUUUCUCAAGGCUCUCGGUGAAGAUCUUAGGCCUGCGCUAAUAGAUCUUCUUAAAACUCUAAAGGACCUUCUCAUACAAAAAGGAAUAGCUGGCAAACUUGUAUGUGAUGUGACAAAGUUUGUUUUAGGUGAAAAACCUGCCAUUGUUCUUGAUGGUGUUCUUGGAGGAGGUGCUGGAGGUCCUCUUGAUGGUCUUAUUAAUGGUCUUCUUGGAGGAGGUGCUGGAGGUCCUCUCAGUGAUCUUCAUGAUGUUCUUGGAGGAGGAGAUGAAGGUCUUCUCGGUGAUCUUCAUGAUGUUCCUGGAGGAGGAGAUGAAGGUCUUCUUGGUGAUCUUGGUGAAGUUCUUGGAGAAGGAGAUGGAGAUCUUCUUGGGACGUUGGACAGAAAUAGUAGAAGAGUAGAAAGUGCGCAAUAAAAAAGACAAAAAAAAUACAUAAAACCACAAAUUCGUCUAUUGAUUUUCUUGAUAAUGAACAAAUCUGUUUCCUAUAAAUCUUGUUUCUUCUGAUCAAUAAAUA
Hyla sarda is the source of this 1119-nucleotide messenger RNA. RefSeq lists its product as uncharacterized. The record is from RefSeq and is a predicted model, not a curated record. NCBI's taxonomy places the organism in Eukaryota, Metazoa, Chordata, Amphibia, Anura, Hylidae. The coding region runs from base 9 to 1016 and encodes 335 amino acids. The transcript is spliced from 15 exons.